AUGAAUGGAAUAAAUUCAAUACAAAGUCAAAUCCCAGCUUCAUUGGGUAAUUUCACAACACCAACUACAUUAAACAUGCUGGAUUUGAGAUUAAUGUAUCAUUAUACAAAAGUGGUUGCACCAUCAAUUACAAAAGCUGGUAUUUCCGAGGAAAAAAUUUGGAGUGAAGAUAUUCCAGGUUUAGCCUUCAAUUAUCCAUUUUUAAUGCAUUCAAUAUUGGCAUUUUCCGCUACUCAUCUUUCAAGAACUGUUAAAGGUUUAGAAAACUGUGUCACAACUCAUCGCGGUGAAGCUUUGAGAUUAUUAAGAGAAGCCGUACUGGAGAUUUCAUCAGAUAAUACAGAUGCUCUAGUUGCUUCUGCUUUAAUAUUAAUUAUGGAUUCAUUGGCUAAUGCCUCAUUACCAACUUCUUUAUCACCAACGUCAUUGCCAGCUUCUGCUUGGAUCUUCCAUGUCAAAGGUGCUGCUACGAUAUUAACAGCUGUUUGGCCAUUGCCUGUUACUUCAAGAUUUUACAAGUUCAUUUCAGUGGAUUUGAGUGAUUUGGGUGAUAUUAUAAAUGAAAAAAAUGGAUCAAUUUCAGAACUUGUUUGCUUUGAUGAUUCAAUUGCAGAUUUAUACCCUGUUGAAUAUGAUUCUCCAUAUUUAAUCACAUUAGCAUAUUUGGAUAAAUUACAUAAAGAAAAGUAUAAAUCUGAUUUCAUCUUGAGAAUAUUUGCAUUCCCAGCAUUAUUAGACAAGACUUUUUUAGCUUUAUUAAUGUCUGGUGAUUUAUCAGCAAUGAGAAUCAUGAGAAGUUAUUAUUCACUAUUGAGAGGAUUCACUACUGAAAUGAAGGAUAAAGUUUGGUUUUUAGAAGGUGUUUCCAAAGUAUUACCAGCAGAUGUUGAUGAUUAUAGUGGUGGUGGUGGUAUGCAUAUGAUGUUGGAUUUCCUUGGAGGUGGAUUACCUUCAAUGACUACAACAAAUUUGGCUCCAGGUCUGAAUAUUGACAUUAAUGAUCAUUUUAUGAAUCCAUGA
Messenger RNA from Hansenula anomala, 1020 nucleotides. RefSeq lists its product as uncharacterized. Gene Ontology annotation, biological process: regulation of transcription by RNA polymerase II. Gene Ontology annotation, molecular function: DNA-binding transcription activator activity, RNA polymerase II-specific. The record is from RefSeq and is a predicted model, not a curated record. NCBI's taxonomy places the organism in Eukaryota, Fungi, Ascomycota, Saccharomycetes, Phaffomycetales, Wickerhamomycetaceae. Bases 1 to 1020 code for a protein of 339 amino acids. The transcript has a single exon.